Prosopis cineraria is the source of this 1603-nucleotide messenger RNA. RefSeq names its product acyl-coenzyme A oxidase 4, peroxisomal-like. Gene Ontology annotation, biological process: fatty acid beta-oxidation. Gene Ontology annotation, molecular function: acyl-CoA dehydrogenase activity; flavin adenine dinucleotide binding. The record is from RefSeq and is a predicted model, not a curated record. Bases 110 to 1459 code for a protein of 449 amino acids. The transcript has 14 exons. NCBI's taxonomy places the organism in Eukaryota, Viridiplantae, Streptophyta, Magnoliopsida, Fabales, Fabaceae. Gene Ontology annotation, cellular component: peroxisome.
CAGUUUCAUCCAAAUCCUAGCUCUCCUUUCCGUUGUUUCUUCACAGCCUCGAUACUUCAACCAUUUUUCCUUCACCUGUAAAACCCUAAUUAUUCUGCUAUUCGUCACCAUGACUGUCCCUUCUUCUAAGAAUCGAGACGAUGUCGUGAAAAAUGAGAUGCCUUCCUAUUUUUAUUUGCCAUCGCUGGAUAUCUCUGUAGCAUUUCCUCAAGCGACUCCAGCCUCUAUAUUUCCUCCAUGUGCUUCAGAUUACUAUCAAUUUAAUGACAUAUUGACUCUGGAGGAGCAGGCUGUUAGAAUGAAAGUAAAAGAGUGCAUGGAAAAAGAAGUUGCUCCUAUAAUGGCUGAGUAUUGGGAGAAGGCUAAGUUUCCUUUCCAUGUUAUUCCAAAACUUGGCGCACUGCGUAUUGCUGGUGGCACUAUCAAGGGUUAUGGAUGCCCUGGUCUUUCUGUUACUGGAAGUGCUGUAGCCACAGCAGAAAUUGCUAGAGUUGAUGCAAGCUGUUCAACUUUCAUUUUGGUUCAUUCAUCCUUGGCAAUGCUCACUAUUGCUUUGUGUGGAUCAGAAGAUCAGAAGCAAAAGUAUCUACCUUCAUUGGCACAGCUACGCACUGUAGCAUGUUGGGCUUUAACUGAGCCUGAUUAUGGAAGCGAUGCCAGCGCUUUAAAGACAACAGCAACAAGGGUUGAAGGAGGUUGGAUCCUUGAGGGCCAGAAACGCUGGAUAGGAAACAGUACAUUUGCUGAUUUGUUAGUUAUCUUUGCUAGGAAUACCACAACAAAUCAGAUAAAUGGGUAUAUUGUGAAAAAGGAUGCACCUGGUUUGAUAGUCACGAAAAUAGAGAACAAAAUUGGACUCAGGAUCGUUCAAAAUGGAGACAUUCUUUUGAAGAAAGUUUUUGUCCCUGAUGAGGAUAGAAUUCCUGGAGUGAACUCUUUUCAGGAUACAAAUAAGGUACUUGCUGUUUCGCGUGUGAUGGUUGCUUGGCAACCUAUUGGCAUUUCAAUGGGCAUAUAUGAUAUGUGUCAUAGGUACCUAAAGGAGAGGAAACAGUUUGGAGCACCAUUGGCAGCUUUCCAAAUCAAUCAACAGAAACUUGUUCAGAUGCUUGGUAACAUUCAAGCAAUGAUUCUUGUUGGUUGGCGCCUUUGCAAGUUGUAUGAGAAUGGUAAAAUGACUCCAGGUCAUGCCAGCUUAGGGAAGUCGUGGAUCACCUUGAGGGCAAGAGAAACAGCUGCCCUGGGACGUGAAUUACUUGGUGGCAAUGGAAUUCUGGCUGAUUUUCUAGUGGCAAAGGAAGGGAAGUUACUGGUUUAUCCAGCCUCAGGCCUGUUGCCCAAAGAAGUCGACUGUAAAAAUGCAUGCGGAGUCUAUCUUGACAUUUUUUUGUUGUAUUCGGAAAAUGCAGAAACAUGCUCCGAUUCCAUGCUAAGCCAAUAUCAUGAAGCCGAUUUGUAGUAGACAAUGCGUGCCUUGUCACUUACGAAUCACAUUCACAAUAUUUGCUGCACAAGACUUGAUCUCAUUAAAUUAAAGUUGCAUAUUUGUUAAUUUUUAACUACAGAUUUAACUAAUUGGCAUCAUUCUGGACGUACACGGUUA